This is a messenger RNA of Ciona intestinalis (vase tunicate), 2743 nucleotides long. Lineage: Eukaryota; Metazoa; Chordata; Ascidiacea; Phlebobranchia; Cionidae. The record is from RefSeq and is a predicted model, not a curated record.
AUGUCACCGUAGCAACCCAACCUCCUGUGAAGCCACAAUCAUCAGCAUCAUCUAGUGAUGAUGAUUUGUUUGCUGUCGAAUCAAAACCAACAAUUAAAAAGAAACCAGAAUCCACAAAGGUUGUCAGGGAGAAGAAGGCAGUUGGAGGUUUAUUUGACGAAGAUAAUGAUGAGAUGAUGAUUUGUUUAAUGAUCUGAAUAAGGAACCACCAAAAGCAGCAAAGAGCAAGCCACCAGUAGGGGGAGUAUCAUUGUUCGGAGAAAAUCAAGAAGAUUUUAAAAAAUCUUUAAAUAAAAAGUCAAAAAUGUCAAUAUUGGAUACAGAUAGUGAGCAAGAAUCUGAUACUAUACUUGAUCAGCCGAGUAAAAAAAGGAACAAAAUCAAAUCCAAGAAUAAUUUAAAACCUAAUUCCAACAAAACUGAGUUGAAAGCGAAUAAUUUGUUUCAUGCAAGCGACGACGAUGACGAUUUAUUUUCAACAAAAAUUGCAACGAAAAAAUCAACAAAAAAAUCAACUGAAAAUUCAAUAAAAUCUUCAACAAAAUCUGUGAAAAAAGUCAGUUUAUUUGGAGAUGAUGUUGAAAAUGAUGAUUUGUUUUCAACAAAAUCAACUUCUGUAAAAAGUAAAAAAACAAAAGGAUUAUUUUCUGAUGAUGACGAAGAUCAACAAUCAACAAUAAAUCAACCUCAACACAAUUCAGCGAAACAACAAACAAACAAUUUAUUUGAAAAUCAAGACGAUGUUGAUGAUUUAUUUUCAACAAAAUCAAAUCCUACGAAAUCAACAAAACCCAUCAACAAACUCCAAUCGGAUGAAGAUGACUUUAUGAAACCUCCAUCCAUCAAAUCAUCAUCAAUUUCAUCUAGAGAAAGCUCCAAGAAGAUGCGGAGCAAGGUGAAAAUGGGAUUAUUUGAUGAGAGUUCCGAUGAUGAUGGUUUAUUCACGGCUGCUCCAAAAACUAAACUUACUGAGAAACCUGUAUUGGAGAAGCCUUCACCCAAUAAAAAGAACAUCAAAACUGCAUCUGACAAAAGGAAGAGCAGUUUAUUUGAUGAUGAUGACGACGACGACCUGUUUGAUGAAAUAUCAGAUAAAUCUUCGAUUACAAAACAAGAAACAGAUGUUAGUCUUCAAGAAGAUGAACUUCUUCAAGAUAAAGAUCCUGUUCAAGAUGAUCCUCCAAAGAAGAAGCUAGCAGGAGCAGUUUCGAUGUUUGGAGCAGGAGGAGGAGAGUUGCUCGCUGCAAUUGGGAAGAGAAGAGCUGCCUCCCAUGUGUCCACAUCAUCCAACAGUAGUUUAAAAUCGGAUCCUCUCGAAUCCUCAUCAGGUCCAACCGUGGAUAAGGAAGAUGUUAAACCUACAACAAACAUGUCAGCAAAACCGUUUAACUUGACCCCAAGUAACUCAAAACCUGUUACUACAAAGGUCCAUCCACCUACAGUCAAAUCCAGCAAAACACAGCCAUCCAGUUUACCCACGUUAAACAUUGACCCAACUGCCUUGCUACCUGGGGCUGCCCCUAAACCGAGACCAGCCCCUGACACAAGCAAGCCGCUUGAAAGCGCGACGAAAACGAGGUCAAGAGGUCAAGCAGGUCGACGACCCCCAAGUCGCCAGGCACGCAGGAAAGUUGCCACACAAGUUGACUCAGCUGAUGGUUUUUUUGACGCAACAACAACAACAGCAACAACAACAACAACAACAACAAGUAGUAUUGAUCAACAAGCAAAACCAACAACAUCGAAAUCUAAACCUGAUGAUAAAGUGGAUGAUUUUCUUGAUGAUCUGUUGGGGAAUACCGUGACACCUAAGUCAUCUGUAAUCAAGAAAAAAGAAUCCAAAAAUUUAUUCGAUGAUGAUGAAGAUAUCUUCAAACCAACAUCCAGGACCUCUAAGAGCAAAGUUAAAGAUGUUGAUUUAUUUGCUGAUGAUGAUGAUUUGUUCGCAUCAACCAAAGAUCAACCUCCAACAUCAACAUCCGAUAAAAAAAAGAAAAAAACCCCCAAACAAGAUCUUGAUGAUUUAUUUGGAGAUGAUUUUGAUCCAGUGUUGCCCAAGAAAAAGGUUGAAUCCAAGCAAACAACAGUAACACACGAGGAUAAUUUAUUUGAUGACAACACUGAUAUUUUCGCUGAUCUUCCAAAACCUAAAAAGAAAGUUCCAAAAACGAAGAAAAGCAAAGCGCCAACAACAUCUUUAUUUGAUGAUGAUUUAGAUGACAUUUUUGCCCAACCUACUAAAUCAAGCAGUAAAAAAGUUUCCAAAAAAUCAACCAAACAAAGUGAGAAAAAUGGGAGCAAAGAUGGAGACUUGUUUGAUGAUCCAUUGAAUGCUUUACUUUCAUAAAAUAUAAUUUACUUCAAGCCAUAAAUUAUUUAUCAUGAUUAUUUUAUUUUUAACCACAUAUAUAUUCCACGUGUUCAAUAAUUUUAAAAUUGGAAACAACAAAAAUUGUAACGAAAUUUUACACAUAAACUAUAUAUUUUUUGUUAAAUUAUUUUUUGUACCAAAAUUUCAACAUAUUUUUAUUCUUGAUAUAUAGACAUAAAUAAGACAGAAACUUGAGUAUAGAAAAAAUUUGGAAAUUUUUUUUUUCUGAUUUGAGAUUAAUUUUCACAAAAAUAAAUAAAGUGCAAUAAUAAAAAUAUAUUUUCAUGAGUGUGUUUCAAAUAUUUUACGUUAAUUUGUUUCCUGUGUUCAUUAUUUCUGAUUAUUAUUAUUAAUAUAAACAUCAUUUUAACA